AUGAGGGAGAGCCACGUUCCCCCACUGGCUACCAGUAGAGGUGUGGAAGGCCGACAGAAUGACUACCACCAGCAGCCUCACACCUAUAAAGAAAAGGAAGACGAAGAAACAGAGCUGGAAGCACAGUUGCCCAAGAAGGAGCCCCUUCCUGUAGAGCUCCCAGAUCCAGGCCCAGUACCACAGCUGGAGGAGAUGGGAGCAGUGGUACACUCUAAACCUACACCUGAGCCUGAAGGAGACUACUUCACUGAAAGCCUGGAGCAGCAGACCUACAGGAUCGAAUCUCUCAAGCCCUAUGAGGAAGAGCUGCAAUCCAGAACCUGGAGGAACAAUACAAACUCAAGCAACAGGGAAGAGGAGCAGGUGUCCGCCACUGAGUUCCGCUCCAUCCGCGUACAGACCUCCAAACACCUCUUCUGGGCCAACAAGCUCAUCCAGGCGUCAGAGCACAGCCUCCAGCAGGCCUUAGAAAAACAUCGCAAGAGCCCCCGGGAAAGGAAGUCUGUCUCCAUCUCCCAGGUUCUCACAGACUGCGCCCCGAGACCAUCAAGCCCCUCUCUAUCUUGCACCAGCCUGCCCACAGCCAUCGGCCUGGCAGAUCUGAUCAACUUUGCAUCCUCCCUGGCUGUAGCCUCCUCCAGCCACAAAGAAGUGCCUAAUUUAGAAAAUAUGAUCAAAGCUACAUCCGAGAAGUUGCAGGAGACAUCUAUAGACCUUUGCCAGCCCGUCCAGUCCCUCAAGUUUGCCCAGGCUACCCAGAUCACCCAGAUAUCCUCUGAGAAGCAAGAGAAGUCAUUUGAAGACAUGACAACUCAGAAAUCUUGGACUCCUGAAACCAAUAAUGUAGCUUGCUCUUACCUAGAUUUUAGCAAGACGGGGCUCAAGAAUGCCACCAUCCAAGGGGAAGUAAAGUUUGUCCAGGCACCAGACAAGUCAUCCCAGCUCCAGGAAGCCAAAGAGUGA
Molecule: messenger RNA, 963 nt
Organism: Onychomys torridus (southern grasshopper mouse)
Lineage: Eukaryota; Metazoa; Chordata; Mammalia; Rodentia; Cricetidae
Gene: Spata32
Product: spermatogenesis associated 32
Exons: 3
Coding region: 1-963 (320 amino acids)
Biological process (GO): spermatogenesis
Cellular component (GO): perinuclear region of cytoplasm
Molecular function (GO): actin binding
Source: RefSeq, a predicted model, not a curated record